This is a messenger RNA of Anopheles coluzzii, 3273 nucleotides long. Its product is annotated as A disintegrin and metalloproteinase with thrombospondin motifs adt-2-like. Gene Ontology annotation, molecular function: metalloendopeptidase activity. The record is from RefSeq and is a predicted model, not a curated record. The transcript has 7 exons. Gene Ontology annotation, cellular component: extracellular matrix. Gene Ontology annotation, biological process: extracellular matrix organization; proteolysis. The coding region runs from base 133 to 2511 and encodes 792 amino acids. NCBI's taxonomy places the organism in Eukaryota, Metazoa, Arthropoda, Insecta, Diptera, Culicidae.
CAAAAUCCAUUUAAAACCUUUGGAACGGCAGAAUUUCUCCUGCAGUUGGGCUCGGUGGCCGGUAACAAACGGUUCGUCAGUUUGCUAAGUGUGGUUGUUCAGUGAGUGAAAGCUUUACAGAUCAAGCAAAACAUGUGCCGAACUCAGUGCGCUAUUGUGGUUGUUCACAUUCUGAUCGCCCAAACGAUCGUCGGUCAUUCAUUCGAUCAACAAACGAAACAGCUGUUCGUGGAUGGGCUCACGAAGGCAGACAGAAUAAAAUAUUUCGGUAGCGAAAGCGAAAGUGGGUGGCCGUAUUAUGAGAUAGUGGAUUUGGAAGUGCAUCGUCCAGACGGUAGUUGGGAUGUGAAGGACUUGAAUUUGAGUUUCUCCUUUCGGAACGAUCCCAUUCGGUUACAUCUACGGCCGAACAAAGUGUUAACUAAACCAACUACAGUACUCACAACAGCACAGGAACGUGUCACUAAGGUGCUUGACGACCGAGGACCAGCUACUAGCGAACAUUUUGUGCAUAAUGAUGAUAACUUCACGGCUGCCUUUUCAACUAACGGCGACGAUCGAUUUACUGGAAUAAUCUUUCACCCAUCUGGACCGCUGGAAUUGGUUCCUUUGGAUGACAAUAUGCCGUCUCUGAGUUCAACAUUACGAAGACCACAUUUGAUCAAAGCACUACAGAUCGACACAAACCAGGCCGAUGUGUCAUAUGAGCUCGUGCGGCGUCGAACACAUUCCGAAAUCCAUCUGCUUGGAGAUACCCUCGGACAAAAGAACUAUUCCUCUUCCGAGUUGGAGGAGCUAGAAGGAAGAGACGGUCGCAACCGUAGUGCUCCUUCGAAAAACGCCAAACCUUUGAUAGAACUUGCAGUAUUUUUCGACGAAGCAGCCUACAAAACGUUUGCCCCUUACUUUGACUACAACGAUGCAGCUUUGCGAGAUUUUAUACUGGCCUAUAUUAACGGCAUUCAGGCUUUGUAUCAUCAUCCCUCGCUGGGGCAGGGUGUCGAUAUUGCACUAGUGUAUCUUGAGCUCAUGCGCACGCAGCCUUCCGCAAUGCCUCACUACAAUGGUGAGCGCAAUCAGCUGCUUGAUUCUUUCUGUGCCUAUCAAAGUGUCUUAAAUCGGGGCCGUUGGGAUAUGGCGUUAUAUCUGUCCGGGUUGGAUUUUUAUGCGAUCGAAAACGGGCGCCGAGCCGGAGGAACCAUGGGCUUGGCAACGGUCGGAGGAGUGUGCUUAAGCGAUUACGCUUGCGUAAUUGCCGAGUUUGGCGCUAGAAACGUGUUUGGUAAACCGUAUCCUUCGUCGGGUUUUACAUCCAUUUACAUAGCAGCGCACGAAGUCGGUCACAAUCUAGGGAUGCAUCAUGAUUCUGUUGGAAACGGCUGUCCAAAGGAUGGGUUCGUUAUGUCACCAUCAAGGGGAACGCAAGGAGAAACUACAUGGUCCAGUUGUAGUGCCGAUGUGAUCACACAGCUUAGUUGGGCCGGUUGUCUGUUUGAACAGGAUUCUAAAACAGUAGCAGAAUAUGAUACAUCGAAAUAUUACGACCACCCAGGACAGGUUUGGACAGCGAAGAAACAAUGCGAGGUGCUGCUUACUGAUAAGGAUGCCAUAUUAGCGUCCACAGAAUUGCCAGCGAUUUGUCAGAAUGUACGCUGCCGCACUCCUCAUCGGACUGGAUUUUAUUUUGCCGGACCAGCACUGGAAGGCACUGAUUGUGGUGAUAAUAAGUGGUGCAAGGGAGGCACAUGUACCAAGCAGAAGAAAAAACCCUCCAAUAUUAUCCCUGGCGGAUGGAGCGAAUGGAAGGACGAAGAAUGUGUUUCUGGUUGUUUGGAGCAAUCGAUGGGAUACAAGCGCCGAACGCGCCGUUGUGACAAUCCGCCCCCAGUUAAUACCGAUCAAGGCUGUGAAGGUGUAGCUUUUGACGUUGCGAUUUGUGAUGAUGGCAAGCUGUGCCAAGCGAACCGCGAACCGGUCCAGUUCUAUGCUAAUCGACGCUGUCGCGAGUUUAGUCAGUUGCUUCCACGGCUGGAUCCUGAAGGCCGUGGAAUUCAAGGUCCAUACGACUCGAAGCGAUUGUGGAUGAGCUGUGCAGUAUACUGCAAACGCGCUGAUAGCGAAGCAUAUUACGCACCGAGAUUCGAUUUGAAUGAUUUAGGCGUAGAUUCGUACUUCCCCGACGGUACGUUGUGUCAUCGGGAAAAGGAUACGAACUACUACUGUCAGCAGCAUCAUUGUUUGCCUGAGAACUUUAAAACUUCCAAAAUUUCUAUUUGGACCAUCACCGAUGAUAUACCAGUAGCAGGGAACGCUUUACCAUUCGAAACUCAUUUCUUGAACAGUGCGAUAUUAAACUAUCUUUCACUUGACAAAAACAUCGUACCAUUAACAGGUACAUGGAGUUUGAAACCGGAGGAGCUCCCAAAUGACGAUCAAUGGGUUGAUCAGGAUUAUUUGGAUUUGACGGGUAGCUACAGAGUGCAAACGAACGAGUCGUUGGAAGGAUUGUAAUUGGUGUUUAUUUGAUUAUUUGUAUUUGUUAAGUGAUUGGCCAUCAUUGGUCUCAUAACUGUUCUUAUUAACUAUCUUCCCUAGGGUAGCCAUUCCGGUGUUACGGAAUGAGUAAAUUGUAAAUAUCGUAAUGGAUUUUUUGUAUUUCUUUAUUUUAAUUAAUGUUCAAUAAAACACCAAACGACGUAUAAACAAUUCAGACUAGUUUUAAGUACUGAUUUUUUAAAGAUAUUUAUUUAGACUAUGCGCCGUAUGAUUAUUCAACUUAAAAAACAGCAUUUAGUCAUGUGCUCGUACACUGUACUCUAUAUACCAGCAUUGUAAAAAUAGCAGAGUUUAUUUUAUUUGAAUUCCAUUAAACAUAUUAAACUUUAUUUAAAGAACAACAUAUUUUCACGUAAAAAAGUCCGAGUACAUUACCUAACCCUCCCAUGUAUGUAUUAAGACAAAUAAUCGUUGUUUCAGUAUCAGUCAACAAGGUUAGUUGGCUAAAACAGCCUUGCAUGAAAUUAUUCUCUGGCCGAAACGUGAUAUUUGUGUUUGACUAAAGAAUUUUAGCACUCCAGAACAUGAUAACCCACUUAGAGACUGGUGAAAAACAAAUCCUUCAAACAAGCGAUUCAGGGAAUGUGUAAAUUUAGAAAUGAAUCGCGGUGGCUGUCCAUGAUACUGAGAUACGAGUGAAUUCCUUUGCAGGUACUAAUCAGAUCGUACCGUUUCUCUACGGCCGUCAACAGAUUAAACGUACAAAUCGUUAACAAA